Messenger RNA from Liolophura sinensis, 4289 nucleotides. RefSeq lists its product as uncharacterized. NCBI's taxonomy places the organism in Eukaryota, Metazoa, Mollusca, Polyplacophora, Chitonida, Chitonidae. The record is from RefSeq and is a predicted model, not a curated record. The transcript is spliced from 22 exons. Bases 45 to 4289 code for a protein of 1414 amino acids.
AAGAGUUGCAAACCUUACAUCAAGUUCUCAAAGCUGCAUCAGUGAUGGCAUCCAGGCAGGAAGACGAUGCCAGGUUACAAGAUCUGGCUGCUCUGAGACUCUGUCGGCCAGCAUUUGCCCGAAUGGUGUCUUGGGAAUUUGGGAGGGAAGAUUAUAACAAGCCUGCAUCGAGGAAACCAGGAAACAAGUCUCGUAUCACUGGUUGUCAUGGUUCUACAGGGAAUGGCAGUUGUAAGACAGAAGCUGAGGGGCUGGCCACGGGUGUGUCAGGAUUUGAUGACGUUACUGCUGCAGAUGACAUUGAUGAUAAUGAUGAUGCCGGAGAUGAUGAUUCUUAUUCCAGUGACAGUUCAAUGUAUUUCAGUGCUGAGGAAUACACAUAUGAUGAUAACAAUGAACUUGAUGAUAAAACAGAGUAUCCGUCUGAAAAUGCGGUGGAGAUGGAUUCUAAAUCAUCAUGUUCUUCGACCUCUGUUCCCAUAAGGGAACAGGAAAGAAAGCGCAGGCCCAGCAAAAAGCAAAGGAAAAAGCGUGUCAGAAAUUUCAAAAUGCACUACCUCAGUCUAGCUGUUCCAUUUCAAAAUGUAGAAAGUCUCGGAGUAGAGCUGCCCUAUGACAGCGUCCAUGAUUCUGUUGUGAGUUUAUCUAAAGAAGUGCCGAGCCUUGUGGAGCUGUGCAUGCGUUGUAAAGGAAACAAAAUGUAUGAGAAUCAAGUAAGGGGAGAUAACCCUGAAAGAACAGCUUUACAAGUACCGUAUGGCUUGUAUCACAUGACCUCAAAAUAUCGCCAUGAUGGAGCCAUGGCGGCUUUACAGUUGUCAUGGUUACACAGGACUCUCUCUCUCCACAACAAGUUGCUCUCUGGCUCGGAUAAGGAACACUUCGUUUUAUCAGAAACUUCUGGAAACAAGGAGUUAAAAUUUGUUUGCCGUCCUCUGAGAAAUAUGUGGGCUUUGUAUGAAUGUAAAGUUGAUCGAAGCCGACUGUCACAGCAAUCUGCAGCUAAACUGAUCAACAGUCUACCUGUUACUAUUACCCUUUUGCCCACCCAUGGAAUUGAAUGUGAAAAAGGCAGCAAACAUCUGAUGUGGUCUCAUCUGGCCCAUUGUAUUGACCUCAUGUUACCUGCGACACUCCCCUCCCAUUCUGGCGGCAAGAGACAGGGGCAGACAACUGAGGAAUGGGUGGAUAAGGCCACAAUGACCUGCAUUGUAAGAGUAAAGCGGGCUUUGGCCUUAAGGUACCCGUGUCUCAUUGAGGUGUUGUUUGAGGCUGCGUUACCCUAUGCUCUCUGGGCAAGGGGCCAAGUGAAGAGAGCAGCUGAACUCUUCUUACACCUGUCAGAACAGCAGACAGGUCAGGUGAAGAAAGCAGCUGAACUCUUCUUACACCUGUCAGAGCAGCAGACAGCCUGUAACCCUGGCUACAGAGCCACCCAUCUUAACGAAGCAGGCAGGCUGUACGCCCAAUUUGGUGAGCUGGCUAUGGCAAGAAAGAUGUACCUGAGAGCUGCCGAGCUGUGUUGCCCAGGAACAUCAGACGAUGUACGUCAAGCUCUCAUUGGUCAAGCCAUGAUGUUGGUAGCCAAUCAAGAGGACACUGGAGUUUUUUCCCCUGAGAAGGCCAGAGGAGCUGCCAGGGCCUGGGAUGCAGUACUUAAUAUGUAUUCUAUCCCGGAGUUUGCAGAAGAUGCUGCCUUUUUGUCACUGUUUUGUUACCAUGCCGGACAGUAUGAAGGUAUUAGCUGGCUUAACGAGGCCCAGACAAGGCUACAGGUGUGGGUGGAGAGGGCACCCCACCUGUAUCUCUAUCUCUCCAUGAUACAUGCUCUUAAAGGCGACUCACAGCUGUCAGAAGCAACCUUCAAACAGUUUGCUAGGAAGACUCGUUUACAUGACUUGGACUUCCUACCUGGCCAGCCUGCACAUCCACAACGAAAUUACACCCCUUGGAAACCAAUGGUUGACAUGGUGAAGAAACAUGGCCAACUUCCUGUGAUAAAGUUGCAGUGGAGGACUCAGUUGUGUCACCCCAUUUUCAAUCAUGAAAGCAAAGGGGGGCUGUUUGUGACUGACAUCUCCUGCUCUGAUCUCUCUCUGCACCUUGAUGCUGACGGGAACCUGACAGGAAACCUCCAGAUGCUGCUUCCACCAAUGAGGACGAUCCGUUUGGACCCAUUCACAGGGUCUCUUGCUUUCCCGUCUGUGCCACUGCACAGUGAAGUUUGGCGGCCUGGAGUAUCAGCUGACCAAUCAGAACAUUCUACUGAUUACCUCCUCUUGCCUCAGCAGAGAGAAGUGUUCAGAGACUCCUGUGGUAGGACAGUUUACCUGUUGCUGACCAGCAAGCUAAGGUAUGAUAAACGUGAGUGGAGCAGCGAUGGUACUCAGACUGCAGUCCUAACCUGGCAUUGUCCACUCUCUGGUCAGUGGGUCAAGCUGGAUCUCCGGAAAACUCUGCGUCAGCACAUUAAACAGAAAAUAGCCGAUACCAUACGAAAGGAAGAGACGGACAUUACAGAAAUGAGUCAGCAGCUUGAAGCUUUGGAGCUGUUUCACAGCUCGGGAUGGGCAGUCACGUCGAGGGCAAUUCGACAAUAUGUUUCUCAUCAGUGGCAAAUGGUAAAUGAGAUGGCGAAACUGGAAAGGAAGGGAUUUACAAAAAGAGCCAAGAAAACAGGUGACAGAUGUCGCAAGAAGAUCUACAGUGAAUCAGCAUCUGGGAACGUAUUCAGGUUAAAGGUGUCCCAUCACACCCAGGUGGGGCAGAUGCUUGUGCUACAGAUGAGUUCCAUGACCGUCAACACAAACAACAAGGACAACAUUUGUGUGUUGAUAAACUGUGAGACAGCUGAAAGCUUCCUGAACCCAACCAUCGUCUGUGAACCUGAUACAGAUCCUUUUGGGAAUGUGUUCCACAUCAGCUUGAGAAUUCCCUCUGCUGAUAGCAUCCACCAUGGCUGUAAAGGGGAGAUAAUUGGGGUCACCAGAGAACUGAUCAUGAAGCCUUUAGGUAGAAGAGAAACUGAAGAUCAAAGAAGGAUAUACUUCUACAACACAAAGGCAGAACUUCUCUGUGAAAUAGAAGCUGAAGGUUUUAUUGCUCCAGGGACAGUGGUAGCUGUCACUGAAAAGGCUGUCCUAGACACCAAACUUGUACUGGGGCCCAGACUGUACAGUGUUCACCCUAACUGUACCAGAUUGGUUUGUAAUGACCUGAACCAGUCCACUCUCAGUCCUAUCCAUUACCCACUCAUCCAGGGUCUACAGAUCAUUGGGGACCAUCUGCUAGUGACCACCCAGUCAGGAGUGAGUCUGGCCCGACAUACAACCUUACAACCUCUCCACAUACACAUCAAGACAAGGGGACCCUGUCCAUUAACAUUGGGUACUUCAGAGAAGUACAUGUGCAUCAAGGGUGAAUUUGGGGCUGUCAACGUUCUGAAGGAAAAGACCAUCCUGGAGAACACUGGGAGUCGUAUGACCAGGGCAGCUGUAGGAAUCGGCAACUACAUCGUGUUGAUGGAACUCAACAAAUCAGACAGUGUUGACGUCACUCUGGCUCUGGAACUACCUGGGAGACCUAAAGAAGUCCAUUUCAUGGGACAACAAGUGGGUUUUCUUGUUACUGCCGGCGUUCAUUCCUCAAACUUCGCGUACUGCGAGAACCUGUAUCAUGUUGAUUAUGACGGUAACGUCCGUGGUAUUCUGCCGUGCUUGGGACUGGGGCCUCGUUCCUUCUUCUCGUUCCCCCAUCAGGGAAGGGCAGUUACUUCUCCUGGGGGAGAAAUGAACAGUGAUCAAACACACCCCCUGGCUGGCUGGUACGUGUACAUGAGAGAUGGUCAUGGAGGCCUCCGGCCCUUGAGGAGCCACGGAAGAGAGUCUGAGCAAGAAGUGCUGGAGAAACUCCAGCAAGAUGGUGUCUUAAGAUCCCAGACACUUAAUAUAAAAGACAAUGGUAGUGUGGUGUUUUUCGUGUCACUGGACGGAAAUCCCUACCCAUCGGGAAAACCUCGGCUCUUAGAACCCAUCGAGCUUAAACAAGAGCGGCAAAAGAUAAAGGCUGAUCUGGAGAAGCGGAUGGCAAAUGCUAGCCAGUUGAGGAAGGAUACCUUUCGACGAGUGAAGAGGAAGGCCCGCAUCACCUCCGCAAGGCAGAGGCAAGCCAUGGCCAAUAAGGAGAAGGCAGAAGAGGCUCUGCAAAGGAUUUACAAGGAGAGGUUAGAAAUGAAACAGGAAAGAGCUGCCAGAAACCGCCAGCAGUCCCGCCACGGGCACAGAAAAUAA